Molecule: messenger RNA, 1484 nt
Organism: Leptopilina heterotoma
Lineage: Eukaryota; Metazoa; Arthropoda; Insecta; Hymenoptera; Figitidae
Exons: 3
Coding region: 122-1228 (368 amino acids)
Source: RefSeq, a predicted model, not a curated record
GGCUUUUACAAUUACCAUAGGUUAUAUACUAUUUAUGAGAAAUAAUCUACAUCUAAAGAAAAUCGACAAGGCGUAAAGCAGUUCUCAUAGACGAAGAGAAAUUAAGACAAUAAGGAUUGCAAUGAAGCUAGUGUUGAUAUCGUUUUGCGUGACGUUGGUAGUGGCGGGUCCCACGAAGCAGUCCCACGUCCUGGACAAGAAACAAGUUGACCAACUUAUCGAGGGAUUAGAUUUUGAUUAUAUCAAACAGGAUCCGGGAUAUUCGGCCGAAUAUGCCGAAGCACCUGUGCCCUUGGCUCAACCAAGACCAAAAACUGGUUUCAGCGUGGGUGGUGGAUUGGUGAGCAUUGCUCAGGGUGCAGCCAAUGCUGCUCACAAUUCAGUUGUGAAUCAACCUUCGGCUGCUGGACAAGCUGCCUACGUUGCCAAGAACACAUUGGCUCAAGCUGCCGCUCAAUCAGCCGCAACUGCAGCCGCUGCUCUCGCGGGAAAGCAAAUUAUCCUCAUGGGCCUCGAGCAACAGUCCUACAAUGCUCAUCAGGCUGUCAAUUCGGAAAAAACACAAUUGCAACAGGCCCAACGUUCUGCCACUGCUGCUCAAAAUUCCGCUCAACAGGCUAUGCAUCAGGUACAAAUAAUAACAACAGCUUUGAAUGCCGCUCAAGUGACAUCGGAACACGCGGCUCAGGCUUCCGCCGAAGCCGCUGCCGAAUUAGCGGCGCAAACAACAAUGCUCGGUCAGGCCAAGGCCAGCGCUCGAGCGAUCGACGAGCAAUUGGAGGCCGCUAGAGUUGACUUUGAGGCGACGCAAGCUGCCGCUCAAAAAGCAGCGGCCCUCGCUCAAAAGGCGCAGAGCAACGCCGCUGCGGCUGCCGCUCAUGCCGCUCAAGCCGCGAGUGAGGCUGCGGCGCAAGCCGUCGCCACCAAGAACGACCACGAGGCUCUUCAGAAUACUAUUCAGAAUUCCGUGAAAAUGCAUCCUUUCGCCAAAUUCCUCAUUCGCGAUUCGAUUAAUGUGCAACCGAAUUCCGUCGCUCAGGACGCGGGUCCAGUGGACCAGAGUGGCCCCCUGAAUGGACCGGGCAGCGAAGAAAAUUAUUCUACGAAUUCCUACGAAACUGCCAGUCCCUAUACAACGUCCGCGAUAGCACCCUCGUCCUAUCCAUCAUCGACGUCCUUAGACUACGAUUAUAAAAGCUCGCCAAGGGUAUUAGACUAUGGUUAUUAAAUUUCAUCAAUUAUUAUCAUCAAUCAUUCGCACAUCCGGAGAGAAGGUUAUCUUCAUUUUAGUCGAUUUGAUGCGCCUCGAAAGCGAUUCUUCACAUUCCAUCAUUUGAAUGUUUUUUUCUUUUUUUGAGAGAGAAAAUUCCUUUUUUUACUCAUUUUUCUUUUUUUAAUUCUUCUUUUUACAAAUUAUUCUUUUAAUCGAUUUUUCUUUUUACCAAUUGUUUUAUUAAAAAAUUGUUCUUUAUAUCAAUUUCUCU